Molecule: messenger RNA, 7910 nt
Organism: Nannospalax galili (Upper Galilee mountains blind mole rat)
Lineage: Eukaryota; Metazoa; Chordata; Mammalia; Rodentia; Spalacidae
Product: IgGFc-binding protein
Exons: 19
Coding region: 1-7755 (2584 amino acids)
Molecular function (GO): protein binding
Source: RefSeq, a predicted model, not a curated record
AUGGGGUCCCUGUGGAGCUGGUGGACCCUCUGGACUGGAGCAGCCCUCCUGUGGGUUCCGCUCUCCCGAGCAGAGGCCUCCUGCCAAGGUGUUCAGUGUGCAGCUGGACUGCGCUGCCAGGUGGUGAGUGGGAAGGCCAGGUGUGUGGACAACAGCAAGGCUGUCUGCCGUGCCCUGGGCGACCCCCAUUACACCACCUUUGAUGGCCAUCGCUAUGACAUGAUGGGCACCUGCUCCUACACCAUGGCUGAGCUACACAGCACCAAGGGGUCCCUGCUAUCCUUCAAAGUGGAAGCUAAGAAUGCGUACCGGAGCACCCUCAAAGUCUCCCAUGUGUACUUGGUCACCGUGCAUGUCUACAACCACUCUGUGUCGUUGGUCUAUGGGGAUGCAGGCUUUGCCCAGAUCGACCACCAGCGCUCAAGCCUGCCGGCCUCCCUGAGUGAUGGUCGCCUGCGCGUGUACCAGAGUGGGACACAGGGUGUGGUGGAGCUGGACUUCGGACUGGUGGUCACCUACAACUGGGAUUCCCAGCUGACACUGAGCCUGCCCAAACGCUUUCGAGACCAGGUGUCUGGGCUGUGUGGCAACUAUAACGGAGACCCAGCUGACGACUUCCGCAUGCCUGAUGGGAAACAGGCUUCUGAUGUCCUGAACUUCACCAAAAGCUGGAAGCUGGAUGAUGGGGACAAGUUUUGUGAUGAUGGUUGCUAUGGCAACUGUCCCUCCUGCACCAAAGACCAGGCCCUGAACUACAAGGCAGACCGUCUCUGUGGCAUGCUAAAUCUGCCCACAGGCCCCUUCGCUGCCUGUCACAAGUUCCUGGACCCCACACCUUUCAUUGAAGAUUGUGUAUAUGACCUGUGUGUGACUGCAGGGGAGCGGAUCACCCUGUGCCGUGGCCUCAGUGCCUAUGCCCAGGCCUGUGUGGAGCUGGGCAUCUCUGUCCGGGAUUGGAGGUCACGAACCAACUGCCCCCUUCCUUGUCCACCCAACAGCUACUACCAGCUCUGCAGCCCUGCCUGCCCCGCCUCGUGCAACUCAGGAGCAGCUCCUGCAGACUGCUCCAGUCGCCCCUGUGUAGAGGGCUGCGUGUGCCACCAGGGGUUCUUAGCCAGCCGAGGCACUUGUGUGCCUGUCACCUCCUGUGGAUGCACCUUCCUUGGUCGCCUGCUUGCGCCCGGUCAGGAGGUGUGGGCUGACAACCAGUGCCAGCAACGCUGCACGUGUGAUGCAGAAACCCAGGAGAUGAUCUGUCGCAACACCAAGGGAUGCGUGCCCGGGACGCACUGUGGAGUGCAAGACGGCCUCCUGGGGUGCUACCCGGACUACUCCCGCGAAUGCCAGGCGACCGGGGACCCGCACUACCUGAGCUUGGAUGUUCGAAACUACAAUUUCAUGGGCACCUGCACAUACCUGUUCGUCGGCUCCUGUGGCCAGCAUACGUCUCUGCCCGACUUCCGAGUGCUGAUGGAAAAUGAGCGUAGGGGAAGCCAAUCCGUGAGCUUCGCGUAUGCGCUGCGGUUGGAGGUCUAUGGUGUAAAGGUGUCUGUGCUUAGGGAUCACCCAGGCAAAGUGCUGGUGGACGAUGCCAUUUAUCACCUGCCCUUCCAAGCAGCUGAAGGAAGAAUCGUGGGGUUCCGCCAAGGCGUAUAUGCUGUGGUGCGCAUGGACUUUGGCCUGAUUGUCAGCUACAACUGGGACACCCAUGUGUCUGCCAGGGUACCCAGCAGCUAUGCUGAGGCUGUGUGUGGGCUCUGUGGGAACUACAAUGGGGACCCACAUGAUGACCUGGGUCAGCAGACAUGGGGCCAAGCUCUUGACCCACGGGACUUUGGGAAGAGCUGGCAAGUGGAGACAAGGCCCGGCUGCAAAACAGCUGAACAGCCUAUGUGUCCUGAAUUGGCAGACAUGAUAGAAGAACAAUUAAGGACCAAAAAGAAGUGUGGGCUGUUUGGUGACAUAAAAGGCAAAUUUGGGGACUGUUGGCAAGUUCCCGCAUUCAACAGUGCGUUGAUAGAGUGUAUCUAUGACAGCUGCCUGAUGCCAGGCCAAACUAAGCCAAUGUGUGACUCACUGGCCACAUACACUACUAUUUGCCACCUGGCUGGGGCCUCUGUGCAACCCUGGAGGACUGAGGAAUUUUGCCCGAUGUCCUGCCCACCUCACAGCCACUAUGAGAUGUGUCACAGAGGCUGCCUGCUGUCCUGUGGAGAACUGCCAGUGCCCGGAGGCUGUGGCACGGAAUGCCGAGAGACCUGUGUCUGCGAUGAAGGUUUUGUGCUCAGUGGUGACUCCUGUGUGCCCUUGGGCUCCUGCGGCUGUGUAUACCAGGGCGCCUACCACCUACCAGAUGAGGACUUCUAUCCUGGACCUGGGUGCAGUUCCCUGUGCCAUUGCCAGAAGGGCGGCCUAGUGACCUGCCAAUCCUCAUACUGCAGCCCACAUGAGAUCUGCAAGUUGUCUAAUGGCAUCCUGGGCUGUGUAGCUGUGGGCUCCGCCACCUGCCGAGCAGUGGGAAAUCCUCAUUACACCACCUUCGAUGGCCGCCACUUUGACUUCAUGAGCAUCUGUGGGUCCUAUGUGCUGGCACAGACCUGCUGGACCCGGCCUGGCCUGCAAAAGUUUGCAGUCCUGCAGGAGAACACGGCCCGGGGCAAUGGAAAAGUCAGUGUGACCAGGGGGAUCAGCGUCCAGGUAGCUGACUACACCCUGUGGUUGAAGCAGAGUCAGUGGAAAAUCACGGUGAAUGGCGUGGACAUGAAGAUACCAGUGGUGCUGAAUGAGGGCAAGAUUCAAGUCUCCCAGCAAGGCUCCAAUGUAAUAAUAAUGACCAGAUUUGGCCUGCGUGUGGCCUAUGACCUCAGAUACCACGUGGGUAUCACCAUCCCCCGGAACUACCUUAAACACAUGUGUGGCCUGUGCGGAGACUACAAUGAUGAUCCCAAGAAUGACUUCCAGAAGCCCAAUGGCUCACAGGCAGACAAUCCCAAUGACUUUGGUAACUCCUGGGAGAAGCCAGGGCCCAACUUGUCCUGCAAACCAGUGCCUCCCUGCAAACCAGGACAGGAUUGCAACCCAAAGUGCAGUCCUGAGCUGCAGGAAAAGUUUGAGAAGGAGGAAUUCUGCGGGCUGCUCACCAGCCCCACAGGCCCACUGGCUGCCUGCCACAAGCUGGUAGAUCCCCAGGGUCCCUUACAAGACUGUGUCUUUGAUCUCUGCCUGGGUGGUGGGAACCUGAACAUUCUCUGUGACAACAUCCAAGCCUACGUGAGUGCCUGCCAGGCAGGUGGAGGCCAAGUAGAACCUUGGAGAACCAAAUCUUUCUGUCCAAUGGAGUGUCCCCCUCACAGCCACUAUGAGCUCUGUGCAGACACCUGCUCCCUGGGGUGCUCAACUCUCAGCACUCCAAUACUAUGCCCAGAAGGGUGUGCUGAGGGCUGCGAAUGCAACACUGGCUUCCUGCAGAGUGUCACAACCUGUGUGCCCAUGCAGGAAUGCGGCUGCUACCACAACGGAGUCUACUAUGAGCCAGGACAAACAGUUCUCAUUGAAAACUGUCAACAGCAGUGUGUGUGCCACGCAGGCACAGGCAUGGUGUGUAAGGAACACAGCUGUAACCCUGGGCAGGUGUGCCUGCCCUCAGGAGGCAUCCUGACCUGCAUCACCAAAGACCCAUGCCAAGGCAUUACCUGCCGGCCACAGGAGAAAUGCACAGAGAAAGGUGGCCAGGGUGUGUGCAUGCCCAACUAUAUUGCCAAAUGCUGGACGUGGAGUGGCCCUCACUACUACACCUUUGAUGGCUCAAGCCUGAACUUUCAUGGCACCUGCAGCUAUCUUCUGGCAGGAACUGAGUGCCCUGGGUUUAGCACUGAGGGCCUGACUCCCUUCACCAUCAUCACCAAGCAUGAGAACCGGGGCAACCCUACUGUGUCCUAUGUGAAGAGGGUCACUGUGACUACCCACAACACCACCAUCUCCUUCCACAAGAAAAAGAAUGGCAAUGUCUUGGUGAACGGAGUGCUGACAACCUUGCCUGUGUCCUUGGCUGGUGGGCGGAUUUCAGUGAUUAAUGCACUCUCAAAGGCUGUGCUGGUGACUGACUUCAGGCUGCAGGUCACCUAUGACUGGAAUUCACUGGUACAGGUUACGUUGACAAGUAGCUACCAUAGCGUGGUGUGCGGGCUCUGUGGGAACAUGGACAAAAACCCCAACAAUGAUCAACUCUUCCCUAACGGCACAAUGGCUCCCUCAAUGUCCACCUGGGGUGGCAGCUGGCGGGUUCCAGAGUGGGACCCCAUUUGCUGGGAUGAAUGUCAGGGGUCCUGCCCAACAUGCCCUGAAGAUCACCUGGAGGAGUUUGAGGGACCUGGCUUCUGUGGACCUCUGAUACCUGGCAUAGAGGGCCCCUUCACCAGCUGCCAUAACUAUGUGGCUCCGAAAAACUUCUUCAAAAGUUGUGUGCUGGACCUCUGCCAGGAGAACGGCCUAAAAGACAUACUCUGUGAGGUCCUGGCUGCCUAUGCUGCUGCCUGCCAGGCUGCUGGCAUCACCAUCAAGGACUGGAGGACGCAGGCCGGCUGUGAGAUCCCCUGCCCUGUCAACAGCCACUAUGAGCUCUGUGGUCCACCCUGCCCAGCUACCUGCCCAUCUCCUGCACUCCGGACAACCCCAGAUGCUUGUGAGGGACCCUGCGUCGAGGGCUGCCAGUGUGACCAGGGCUUCGUGUUGAGUGGCAAGGAGUGCGUUCCCCUGGACGGCGGUUGUGGCUGCUGGGCCAACGGCACCUACCACGAGCUGGGCAGUGAGUUUUGGAGCGAUGCCACCUGCUCUCAGCUGUGCCACUGUGAACCUGAGGGUGGUUCCCUGGUCUACCAGUCUACCAGCUGCCUGCUGGGUCAGCAGUGUGGCUUGUUGCCCUCUGGCCAGCUUGGCUGCCAACCCACCAGCACAGCUGAAUGCCAAGCCUGGGGUGAUCCCCAAUAUUUCACCCUAGAUGGGCACCAAUUUGAUUUCCAAGGCACCUGCGAGUACCUGCUAAGUGCACCCUGCGAGGCACAACCCAUGGGCACCGAAUACUUCAAUGUCACUGUGGCAAAUGAACACAGGGGCAGCCAGGCGGUCAGCUACACCCAUAGUGUCACUCUGUAUAUCUACGGCCUCAGUCUGACCCUCAGUGCCCACUGGCCCCGACAGUUACAGGUGAACGGAGAGUUCGUUGCUCUGCCCUUCGAGCUGGACUCCCGACUGCAGGCUUACAUAAGUGGCUCAGAUAUAGUGAUCACCACUGCCUCUGGAGUCUCCCUGGCAUUUGAUGGGGUCAGCUUCCUGCGCCUGCGUGUGCCUGCAGCCUACGCGGGCACCCUUUGUGGCCUGUGUGGGAACUACAACAAAAAUCCCAGUGAUGACCUGACAGCAGUGGAAGGGAAACCUGAGGGCUGGCAGGUGGGAGGUGCCCCAGGCUGUGAUGAGUGUGUGCCCGGGCCUUGCCCAAAACCCUGUACUCCAGAGCAACAGGAACCCUUCCGUGGUCCUGAUGCCUGCGGGAUAAUCUCGGCCCCAGACGGCCCACUGGCAGCCUGCCACAGCCUCAUACCACCUGAGCAGUACUUCGAGGAUUGCUUGUUGGAUGCCUGCCAAGUUCAGGGCCAUCCAGGAGGACUCUGUCCUGCAGUGGCCACCUACGUGGCAGCUUGCCAGGCCGCUGGAGCCCAGCUUGGAGAAUGGAGGAAGCCGGACUUCUGUCCCUUCCAGUGCCCUGCCAACAGCCACUACCAGCUCUGUGGUGACUCCUGCCCCGUGAGCUGCCCGAGCCUCUCAGCCCCCGAGGGCUGUGAAACCACCUGUCGUGAGGGCUGUGUCUGUGAUUCUGGGUUUGUGCUCAGCGGUGACACCUGUGUGCCUGUGGGCCAGUGUGGCUGCCUCCAUGAUGGACGUUACUACCUGCUGGGUGCCACCUUCUACCCAGGCCCUGAGUGUGAGCAGUUCUGUAAGUGCAGCCCAGGUGGCCAGGUCAGCUGCAAGAGAGAGGCCUGUGGGCCCUAUGAGGAGUGCCAGGUAAAAGAUGGCAUCCGUGGCUGUCAUCCCCAGAGCAAUGGAAUGAUGUUGAUCAUUGAGGGCGACUAUUAUGUCAGCCCUGAUGGACUGGCCUAUCAAAUGCAUGGCUCCUGCUACUAUGUCUUGGCCCAAGUCUGUCACCCAGAAUCUAAAGAAGAGUUGCUUUCCAUUGUGCUUGAAAAGAACUUCAAUGGAGAUCUUCAAAGAGUGGUGGUAGCUGUGGCUGACCAGAUUGUGGUUCUGUCUCAAGGGCAAAAGGUAACCGUAGAUGGUGAAGCUGUGACCUUGCCUGUGGCUGUAGACCAAGUGCACAUGAGCGCUGAAGGCCAAAAUGUAAUUGUGCGGUCGAUCCAGGGGCUGAAGCUUCUCUAUGACGGCAAGGCCCAUGUCCUCCUGUCCAUCCCUAGUACCUUCCGUGGACGUCUCUGUGGCCUCUGUGGGAACUUCAACGGCAACUGGAGUGACGACUUGAUGCUGCCCAGUGGUGCAGAGGCCCCCAAUGUGGACAGCUUUGUAACUGCUUGGAGAGCUCCCGGCUCCACUGAGGGAUGCACUGAGGGCUGUGGGCCCCAAGGCUGCCCUGUGUGCUUAGAAGAGGAGGCAGAAGCAUAUGAGACAGAAGAAUUCUGUGGCAAGUUGCAGGACCCCGAAGGUCCCUUCGCAUUCUGCCACAGGGUUUGGAGUCCCUCGGAAUACUUCCGCCAAUGUGUGAAGAACAUGUGUACUCAUAAGGGCGACAAAACCUACCUCUGCAACGCCCUAGCAGCCUACACUGCGGACUGUCAGGCAGCUGGCGCAACCAUGAAGCCCUGGAGGACAGACAGCUUCUGCCCUCUUCAGUGCCCUGCCCACAGCCACUACUCUCUCUGCACGUACUCCUGCCAACUUUCCUGUGCAGCACUCUCUGGCCUCACUGGCUGCACCAACCAAUGCUUUGAAGGAUGUGAGUGUGAUGACCACUACCUGCUCUCAGAGGGUGUGUGUAUCCCUGCCCAAAACUGCGGCUGCACCCACAAUGGCCGAUACUUGCCGGUGAACUCCUCACUACUGACCUCAGACUGCAGUAAGCGCUGUUUCUGCUCAGCAAGUACUGGCCUGACAUGCCAGGCAGCUGGCUGCCCAUUUGGCCGUGUCUGUGAGAUCCAAGCAGGAGUCCAGGACUGCUGGCCGGCUGGGGGUCUCUGCUCACUCUCUGUGGGUGCCAACCUCACCACUUUUGAUGGAGCCCUCAAUGCCAUCAGCUCUCCUGGCAUCUAUGAACUUUCUUCCCGAUGCCCAGGACUCCAGAAUACCCUGCCCUGGUACCGCAUGGUUGCUGAUGUCCAGAGCUGCAAUGGCCAAGAUAAGACUGUGGGUGAGGUCCACAUCUUCUUCCGAGAUGGGAUGGUGACUCUGACCCCAAGCAAGGCCGUGUGGGUAAAUGGUCUCCGAGUGGAUAUCCCAGCCAGUGUGUUAACAUCUGUGUCUGUGAAGCAGGCACCUGAUGGCUCCAUGCUCCUCCACCAUAAAGCAGGGAUCCAGAUGUGGCUUGGCACUGAUGGGGAGCUGGCUAUAAUGGUCAGCAAUGACCAUACUGGCAGACUGUGUGGGGCCUGUGGAAACUUUGAUGGGGACCAGGCCAAUGAUAUGCUUGGAUCCUGGGGAAAGACAGUGAUUGAGAAGUGGAGAGCACAGGACUUCUCCCCAUGUUACAACUGAUCAGUCAUCAUUGGCAAUGAAGACUUAAAGACCUGCCCCCAUCCUGGAGGUUAAGUGAUUGAAGGAUGACCUGUGCACUCCUUCCCUGUCCCUUCCUUCCUCUGAGCCACUGAGGCUAAAUUGAGAGCAUAGAGUAAACAUCUCGAACCAAGCUG